Molecule: messenger RNA, 1275 nt
Organism: Phytophthora nicotianae INRA-310
Lineage: Eukaryota; Oomycota; Peronosporomycetes; Peronosporales; Peronosporaceae
Exons: 2
Coding region: 1-1275 (424 amino acids)
Source: RefSeq, a predicted model, not a curated record
AUGGCCCCCAUUACGACUGGAGAUCAAUCUGCAGCACGUUCAGUGGCUGGAGAUCCCGCCAGUUUUAUACCAAGAAUUGCCAUGAACAUGAAUGACGACGUCUCUCACGACGCAAUUUCAUUAGAGCUGUGCUCGUCCACUACUCCACAUAAAGGCGGUGGCACCUCCUCCCAUUUGUGCGAGUCCCAAAAGUCAGAAAACGGUGAAGAUUCCUCCCGUAAUGUCGAUGAGGGUGUCAGCAGACUCCCGUUGGAAACCUUUUUACUACAGCGUCAGCGUGUGUCGGACAAAACGCUGCAAGCACGCAAACGAGUAGAGGACCAUUGGAAGGCCUCGGUAUUUGAAACGUUUAACAAAGCACUUCGUCAACAUGGACUUUUACCCCCAUAUCCAUGUCCCGCAGCUGAACAUGUCAAUGGGCAGGAAAGGCACCUUCUUGACAGAGAAAAACAACGUGUGUACAGUGAGUUUAUUCGCCGCUCAAGGAUGCCACUUCCUGAAUUUGUUCGUCUCCUUCGUGGCGAAACCAACUUCGACUCAAGACCAAACAAGGCUCUGGAGAUCUCAUCGUGGAACCCGUCCUGGAAUUCCUACGACCACAAGAGCAAAUGGUCGAAUAUCGUUCACCACGGUGUAAAACCGAAGUCGAAAUCGCCAUUCCCUAAACAGUCCUCCCCUCCAAAGAACCAUGGUUCCACUCUGCGUGCUUUGAACAGCAUCAUCAAAAGUCUCAGAACCGGUCAAGACACAAAACGAUACGUUAUCCUCGAUAUUGACCUUCUAAGUAUUCUGGAAGACUUCACUUGUAGCCCAUUUGAGGAGGGCGAAAUCACUAUUUCUUAUGAUGCAGCAGUAGCAAUUGCCAACCGCGUCUUGGAUGUAGCUUCGAAACACCCAGACCAGCAACAUAUGAUUACAGGGGAUGUCAACGGCGCUUUCCGCCACAUUCCAAUUGCUGCUGAGGUCGUUGGACGUUUUGCGGGGACAAUUCCGGAGCUGGGAAUUCUUGUGAUCGACCUAUAUUGCCCGUUUGGGUGGGAAAACUCGCCAUCGUCGUACUGGGUGGCUGGUGCAGCGAUAAAUCACUUAUACGCAUGUGCAGCUCCAAUGUGGCCAGACCAACCAACGUGUGCUAAGGUAUUCGAUGCUAAAGCAUGGUGCGAUGACCACAUCGCAAUCGAAGCCGACGUUGGCUCCCGUCUUUUCGAGGCGGAUCUUGCUCUGCGGGCCUCAAUGACGACUGUUUUAGGAGCGUCGGCGUGCAACGAGAAAUAA